This is a messenger RNA of Verticillium alfalfae VaMs.102, 975 nucleotides long. RefSeq names its product 3-dehydroshikimate dehydratase. Bases 1 to 975 code for a protein of 324 amino acids. Lineage: Eukaryota; Fungi; Ascomycota; Sordariomycetes; Glomerellales; Plectosphaerellaceae. The transcript has 2 exons. The record is from RefSeq and is a predicted model, not a curated record.
AUGUCCGCCCAAUUCGACCUCCCAACGUCCUUCGCCAGCUGCUCCAUCGGCCUCCCGCACCAUACCCUCGAGCAAAAGCUAGCUGCCAUCUCCUCCGCCGGUUUCACCGGCAUUGAGCUCGCCUUCCCAGACCUCCAGACCUUCGCCGCGCGGCACGCCCACCGCAACAUUGCCGCAGACGAUUACCCCGCCCUCUGCAAAGCCGCCACCGCCAUCCGCUCCCUAUGCCACGCGUCCAAUCUCGCCAUCAUCGUGCUCCAGCCCUUCUCCAACUUUGAAGGGUGGCUCGAGGGGAGCCCGCAGCGCAAAGAGGCCUUCAGCCGCGCUAGGGGAUGGAUCGACAUCAUGGACGCCCUCGGCACGGAUAUGCUGCAAGUCGGCGCGUCCGAUUCGCCCGGCAUAUCGGCCUCCGUGGCGGAGUUGGCGGCCGACAUAGCGGCGCUGGCGGAUCUGCUGGCCGAGAGGGGUUUCCGCCUCGCGUACGAGAAUUGGUGCUGGGCCACGCGGGCGCCGCUGUGGCGGGAUGCGUGGGAGGUUGUGCGAGCCGCGGACCGGCCCGAACAAGAUCAGGGAGUUGGCCCGGACGAGCUGCGAGAGAGAUACAGGGCGAGUUGGGCGGAACUGGCGAAGACAGUGCCUCCGGAGAAGGUGUUUUUCUUGCAGAUCAGCGAUGCCUAUCUCAUGGGUCCGCCGCUGAAGGAUAGCAGUGACGAGUCUGGGACGAGACCUAGGGGGCGCUGGAGUCAUGAUUAUCGGCCGUUGCCGUAUGAUGGGGGAUACUUGCCGAUUGUGGAGUUCUUGGAGGCUGUUUUGAUGACGGGGUUCCGCGGGUGGUUGAGUGUCGAGGUGUUUGAUGGUAGGUUUGAAGCGAAACACGGGGAUGACCUUGGUGGAUAUGCGAACAAAGCAAAGGAAGCUGUCGACAGGAUGUUGGAUGAGAUGGAUCCGGAGAAGGUCACGGGCGAGCUUGUCUGA